AUGGCAUGCGGGCAGUACGUCCGCGCGCUAAUUGGGAGAGCAGGGAGAGGCAGGUUCAAGGGAAACGCGGUCGAUGACGACAGGGGAGGGAAGCCAUGUCGGCGGCAGGCGGCUUGGCGAGGGGUCGCGAUUGCCCCCUUCGAAUCGCAUGAGGCAGGCCCAGAGGGGGUCGCCCCUGGUCGGACCGUUUCUAGAAAGAAGGGGAAAGAGAGGAGGGAAAGGGAAGGAAAAAAACAAAAAACAAGGGUUCCCAAGCAAGGCUGUCCAGGAGGCUUGCCUGGCAGCGAGGCUUUUCCCACCCUACCGUCCCCACUAGCGACCCCUGGGCAUUAA
Messenger RNA from Gaeumannomyces tritici R3-111a-1, 333 nucleotides. RefSeq lists its product as hypothetical. The transcript has a single exon. The record is from RefSeq and is a predicted model, not a curated record. NCBI's taxonomy places the organism in Eukaryota, Fungi, Ascomycota, Sordariomycetes, Magnaporthales, Magnaporthaceae. Bases 1 to 333 code for a protein of 110 amino acids.